Messenger RNA from Nycticebus coucang (slow loris), 561 nucleotides. RefSeq names its product selection and upkeep of intraepithelial T-cells protein 1-like. Gene Ontology annotation, molecular function: signaling receptor binding. The record is from RefSeq and is a predicted model, not a curated record. Gene Ontology annotation, biological process: T cell receptor signaling pathway; regulation of cytokine production. The transcript has 6 exons. Lineage: Eukaryota; Metazoa; Chordata; Mammalia; Primates; Lorisidae. Gene Ontology annotation, cellular component: external side of plasma membrane. Bases 1 to 561 code for a protein of 186 amino acids.
AUGGACUAUACAUCUUACUCUGGCUACAAAGAAACUCUGAAACACCUUGGAAAUUUGGGUGACUCAACUGGGGCUUGUUCUAUAGGAAUACGAAGAGCUGACCUGAGAUCACCAGGCUCAACUACAAGCUUAGAAAUACAGAUUCUUAUGCAUCUUCCAAAAAUCAAAGGUCUUACGGUGGAGUGUAAUUCAGAAGGUUGGUACCCACAGCCUCAAAUGGAGUGGAGAGACAGCAGAGGAGAAAUCAUUCUACCUAUGUCAAAGAACCAUUCCAGGGAUAGAAACAUGAAGAUGAGCCUUCUCCUUACAGGGACCUCUCAGGAGAAUGUCACUUGCUACCUUCAAAACCCUGUAACUGGUCAAGAAGAAAAAGCCAGCAUUGUCCUAUCAGGUCUUCAGGAGUCCUGCCUGGCCCCCUCUUCCUCCAGAUGGGUUUCAGAGGACUCAGUUGGUAGCUUAAGGAACUGGAAAUCUCCAGUCAUAGUUGGCAUAGGGAUAGUCUUGCAUGCAGUGUGUGUAAUCGUUGGAGUUAUCAGUCUGCAGCAAAAGGAAAGAGAUUGA